Molecule: messenger RNA, 904 nt
Organism: Dioscorea cayenensis subsp. rotundata (Guinea yam)
Lineage: Eukaryota; Viridiplantae; Streptophyta; Magnoliopsida; Dioscoreales; Dioscoreaceae
Product: high-affinity nitrate transporter-activating protein 2.1-like
Exons: 2
Coding region: 79-699 (206 amino acids)
Biological process (GO): response to nitrate; nitrate transmembrane transport
Cellular component (GO): plasma membrane
Molecular function (GO): nitrate transmembrane transporter activity
Source: RefSeq, a predicted model, not a curated record
GGGCUCCGCAUCAAUAAGCAAGAGCCGAGCCUACAAGAAAAAAAAACACCGUUUUGGAGGCUCAAGGGCAACGAAAAGAUGGCUGGCCACUUCUGCUUUCCUUCUGCUGCUAUGGUUCUUCUUAUCUUCGUUUGUUUUGUGGGAAGAGCUAUUGGAGGAGUCUACUUCUCAACACUUCCAAGGACUCUCGCUGUGACUGCAUCCCCUAAGCAAGGGCAAGUGUUGAUGGCUGGAGUUGACAAGCUAAAAGUUUCAUGGGGACUGAACCAGACGGAAAAAGAAGGAACCGAUGAGGCAUAUAAAAAGGUCAAAGUGAAGCUCUGUUAUGCACCGGUGAGCCAGCAGAACCGAGGAUGGCGAAAGACCGAGGACGAUCUGAAGAAGGACAAGACAUGCCAAAAUACCAUCACAACACAACCCUACACCAAGAAUCCUAACCCUAGUUCCUUUGAAUACAUCCUUGAACGUGACCUUCCAUCGGCUAGUUACUUUGUAAGGGCCUAUGUGCUUGAUGGCAAUGACAAGGAGGUGGGCUAUGGACAAACCACUGAUGCCCAAAAGGCAACAAACUUGUUUCAGGUUAUUUCGAUCACAGGGCGCCAUGCAUCACUUGACAUUGCUGCUGCAUGCUUCUCUGCAUUCUCAGUCGUUUCAUUGAUCUUUUUCUUUGUGAAAGAGAAAAGAAAGGCUAAGAAGUAGAUACAUACAUGACUUUACCCUUUAGUGUACGUGAACGGUUCAUGAGACACAAUAAGGGGAAGAUAUAUAAACUGUCCCUUCUGUGACUGUCUCUUUCUUAAUUUGUUCUUUAGCUUAUAUUUGAUGUUAGAUUAAUUCGGUUUUAAUUAUAUAUAUGAUGUAAUGAAGUAUGCGAUCUUAUUAAUUAGUUUUUGUUGAACUAUCA